GAAAGAUGAUGUGAUGUGUUGCGCGAAGUUAGGAAAUUAAGGAAAAAUUGGAACGCAAGUUAUUUUUGUAGACUUACAAAUUUUCUUACUGUUACUUUAGUGCUAAAGUGCUUAUAUUUAUUUGCUAUGGACGAUAUAGUUUUUAUUGGUGACUGGGUGAAAGACAGGAUUUUAGGAUCGGGAAGUUUUGGAAUCGUGGUAUUAUGGAAACAUAAACACACAGAGGAAAAACUUGCUAUGAAAACUUGUAAAUGGGGCCCUGAGUUAACGGCAAAACACAAAGAAAGAUGGACCAAAGAGGUAGAGAUGUUGCAAUGCUGCAACAAUCCCAAUAUAGUUGGAACGAAAAAUCUGCCUCCGGAAUUUCUUGUAGGUUUAGAGCGUGCUAAUCCAUCGAAAUUGCCGAUACUGUGUAUGGAAUACUGCAGUGGUGGUGAUUUACGACAAGUUUUGAAUAAUCCCGACGCAUGUGGCGGCUUGAAGGAAUCCCAGGUGCGACAAAUUCUCAGCGACAUCAGAAAUGCAAUGCAAUUUUUACAUACGAACAAAAUUACACAUCGUGACCUUAAACCUGAAAAUAUAGUGUUACAUAUUUUGGAUAAUUCAAAUAAUAAUAACCAAAUGCAGAAGAAAGUGGCUUAUAAACUGAUAGAUUUAGGAUAUGCCAAAGAAAUUGACUCCAACUCUGUUUGUGCCAGUUUUGUUGGUACUUUACAAUAUCUUGCACCAGAAAUUUUCUAUAGUAAGACAUACAGCAACUCUGUGGAUUUCUGGUCUUUUGGCCUUUUGGCUUUUGAGAUAAUUUGUGGAGUUAGACCAUUUCUUCCAUAUUUGGCACCGGUCCAAUGGAUGCCCCAUGUUAAGAAAAAAUCUCAUGAACAUAUAUGUGUGUAUGAAACAUUUCAUGAAGACAUAGAGUAUUCAAAUGAAAUAUUUUCAGAGAAUCAUAUAUCAAAACCAUUGAAAUCACUAAUGGAGAAAUGGUUGCAAGUCGCUUUAGAAUGGGAUCCUAAACUACGUGGUAGGGAUGCACCUUCCAAGGUUACAUUCAACAUACCAUCGGAGGAAAAGGAAGCUGCUAGUAAAGUUGUAAUAUUUGAUCUACUUGAGGCUAUAUUAGCUAAGAAAAUUAUUCAUGUUUUCUCAGUUACAACUCUAACAAAUCUAGCUUACGAAAUUAAUGACUCUACAACAAUAGAAACAUUAAAAGCUUUGAUUAGUGCAGACACCAAAAUUCCUGAUCAGGAACUAACAAUAAUUUCAACCACAACAUAUAUUGAUCUUGAAAAUAAUGAUCAAGUUUCUAAAUAUUGGAAUGACAGUGCAAUUCCUAUGUUAUAUGCAUAUGGAAAAAAAAUAAUUAUUGAUGAUAAUAUAGAACCGAUAGUACCAAGUACUGUAAGAAGAUGCUUAGAACAUCCUAAAGCUUUGUACAAUUAUAAAAACAGUCAAAAUUUAUAUAGGAAUGGAUUAUUUUUCAUUCUUUCCCAAAUGAAAAUAUAUGAUUAUCUUAUAAAUGGUCUGUUUGCUAGAGCUGAAUCAUUAAAACAUAAAAGCAAACAACUUCUUGUGAAACAUAACUCUGUAGAUAAAGCCUUAGGAAAGCUUCUAGCUCAGAAAGAAAUGAUUAUGAAGAUGACUGAAGUGGGAACAAAACAUGUGGAACAUUUAAAAGAGAACAGCAUUGGUACUAAUUUUCUUGGUGGUUUUGAGAAAAUAUUCAAAGAUGUCCAUGAUCAAUCGGAGAAAACUGACAAACUGGAGAAUGCUUGGGCACAAAUAUCAAUUAGAUUGCAGUCCGCAGUAAGAAGAAGUAACGAAGCAACUUCUGCUGAUCUCAACAACUUUGUAACGAAAUAUAACUUUACAACUAUAGUAACUAAUGCAAUGCGUGCAUACAAUGCAUUUAAAAAGAGUGAAUUUUACAACGAGAAUAGAUCAAAAGAUAAUAAAAGUCAAUAUUACAAUGUUUCUGAUAUUGUACGUGCAUCAUAUGAUUGUCUUAAACUUCGAAGUAAAAUACUCAUUGAAAUGCAGAAUCAUGCAUUUAUUCUUAAAAUGAAAGAUUUAUCUUUGGAAUUGUCUAAAAUUGAUGAUGUCAUAACAAAUGCGGCUGACAAUACUGAUAAACUUGCCACUGCUUUGACAACUUUGACAGAUGAAUUGACAUCUUGCAUGUGGUCUACAAUAAGUCUUGUUAUUAGAGAUGCUGGAGAUAUAUCUGAUCUACCUUACAGCGUGGUGUCAUUCCAAAAAAGGGAUUUUAAAAUUGGUGCACCAGUAUCCAGUCAUUACAUACCUCAUAGAGAAAAAGAUUCACAACUGAAAUCACUUAUUCAGGAAAGUUUGAAGAUAAGAAAAAGUCAUUUAAGUCUUUGUGAAAGAAUAAACUCACAACAUACGUCUUUGCAAAAAGCUACUUUUGAUUUUAGUUUCUUAAAAGAUGAUAGUGUUUAAUGAGAUAUAUAUAAUAUCCAAAGAAUUUA
Molecule: messenger RNA, 2486 nt
Organism: Papilio machaon (common yellow swallowtail)
Lineage: Eukaryota; Metazoa; Arthropoda; Insecta; Lepidoptera; Papilionidae
Gene: IKKbeta
Product: inhibitor of nuclear factor kappa-B kinase subunit alpha
Exons: 1
Coding region: 127-2457 (776 amino acids)
Biological process (GO): tumor necrosis factor-mediated signaling pathway; positive regulation of transcription by RNA polymerase II; peptidyl-serine phosphorylation
Cellular component (GO): IkappaB kinase complex; cytoplasm
Molecular function (GO): ATP binding; IkappaB kinase activity
Source: RefSeq, a predicted model, not a curated record